Messenger RNA from Aspergillus wentii DTO 134E9, 1563 nucleotides. RefSeq lists its product as uncharacterized. Gene Ontology annotation, molecular function: L-cysteine transmembrane transporter activity. The transcript is spliced from 10 exons. The coding region runs from base 1 to 1563 and encodes 520 amino acids. Lineage: Eukaryota; Fungi; Ascomycota; Eurotiomycetes; Eurotiales; Aspergillaceae. Gene Ontology annotation, biological process: transmembrane transport; L-cysteine transport. Gene Ontology annotation, cellular component: membrane. The record is from RefSeq and is a predicted model, not a curated record.
AUGACAUCCGCCCCCAAAAAUGCCCUCUCAGGGAGUGUCGAUGAAGUAUCUAAUACCCCCAAACUGCCAGACAAGUAUGCCGACGAGAGCUACAAACUGUUCUCCAAAGUCGAAGUCAGCGAUCCAACGCCAGAGGAAGCCAGGAUAAUCCGCAACAAAUGUCUCUGGAGAAUUUUGCCUUUUCUCUGCAUUGGAUACCAUGUCAUGUAUGUCGAUAAACAAACACUUGGAAGCUCUGCCAUUCUCGGCAUCAUGGACGAUGCCCAUCUGAACUCGACUCAGUAUAACUGGCUCUCAUCCAUCUUCUACUUUGGGUAUCUACUCGCUGAAUGGCCUCAGAACUGGGCGUUGCAGAGAUUUCCAGUUGCCAAAUGGCUGGCUGGUAAUCUCGUUGUAUGGGGCGGAAUUACUCUUCUUCAUAUUCCAUGCACAAACUUUGCUGGUCUCUUUGUCGUUCGGUUCUUUCUUGGUGUAGCCGAAGCAUCCAUUGUUCCGGCAUUCCUUCUGACUCUGUCCAUGUUCUUUACGUAUGAAGAGCAGUCUGUGUUGAUGCCGAUGAUGUGGUCGAUUGGGAAUGCUAGUCCGAUUACAUCUGGACUACUAUCGUAUGGAGUACUCUGGAUCAAGACAGGCACAUUUUCUCCAUGGAAGUGGUUCAUGGUCCUGACUGGUGGCAUCACUGUCCUUCUUGGUGUUGCUGUUUUUCUCUUCUUCCCAGACUCGCCAGUCAAUGCUUCAUUCCUCACUCCUCGUGAACGGGCACAAGCUAUUCUCCGUAUCAAAGACAAUCAUUCGGGAAUUGAGCAGAAACACUUUAAAAAAUACCAAUUCAUCGAAGCGUUGAAAGACCGUAAAUCGUGGCUGUUCUUUCUCCAUUCAUGGUCGCAAGAAAUGGCAAAUGGCAUCACCAAUCAGUACUCGCUCAUCAUCAACUCGUUUGGAUUUACCGUUCUUCAGACUACACUUUUAGGAUGUGUGUCUGGUAUCGUCGCCUUUGCUUCAUUGAGUACAUCUGCGUUGUUGCUGGCUAAGACAAAGAACUGUCGAGCCUGGAUAUCCUUGGUCGCAUAUAUUCCCGGUGCUCUAUCCAGCAUUUUACUUCUAAGCCUCCCCUGGUCAAAUAAAUGGGGCUUGAUCACUGGCAUCUGGAUCCGUUCAACAACAGGCAUUCCAUAUGCAGUCGUGAUGAUCUGGGCUGCCAAUGCAUCUGCCGGCCAUACCAAGAAGACGACUGUCAUUGCCAUGUACCACAUUGGAUAUGGAUUGGGCAAUAUAUUAUCGCCUCAGUUAUUCCAGCCACGAUGGAAGCCACGAUACUAUCCUACCUGGUCUAUCAUUCUAGUCGUCGCCUGCAUCAUUCCGUCCCUCACUAUUCUCUAUCUCCGCUGGUUUCUAUCCAGCGAAAAUAAACGACGCGACCGACUCCAAGCGCAGAAUCAGGUAUCAGAAAGUGGCAUCGUCGAGCACACCAGUGCAGACGGAUCGAGAACUGCAGAAGUUGUUGAUAAUAAUCAGUUGGAUUUGACGGAUAAGGAGAAUUUGGCAUUUCGCUAUGUGCUCUAA